This is a messenger RNA of Mercenaria mercenaria, 12629 nucleotides long. RefSeq lists its product as uncharacterized. The record is from RefSeq and is a predicted model, not a curated record. The coding region runs from base 163 to 1239 and encodes 358 amino acids. The transcript has 8 exons. Lineage: Eukaryota; Metazoa; Mollusca; Bivalvia; Venerida; Veneridae.
GUCUAAGUUUACUUCCGGUAUUUGACAGGUUCGGAAAGAUAUUUCAAGCAACUCAAAGUAGAGGAAUUAGGCAGCAAUGCAAGUGGAUUGUGUAUUUGUGGUAUAAUUUGAGUGACUGGUGGUAAAUGCAUGGAUAGAUGAUUUCAGUGUAAUAGAAGGAAAAUGGGGGCAUGUUAUUCCAAGUCUGGACAGGAUGUCAAUCCAGACAAAGAUAAAAGACCUAGAGAGAGAAAGAAGGGUUCUCAGAAAAAUGGUCAUGCAGGAUCAUUUAAAAAUAGUAGACUGGUUAUAGAUAUUCCAAUACAAAAAGAUCUCAGUGACACAGUCUAUACAGAGGACAGUCAUGUUAUUGUGACAGACACAACAAAUUGUAUAAAUAAAAGUCAGCAGACCAGUCUGGAUCACCUGACUAGAGAUGCAAAUAAAAAUAUUGAAAAUUUGACUGGUUGUGAAAUUUUAGAACAAAAUGAUCUGGUUGUGAUAAAUGAUAAAAGUGCUAAACUCAAAGAUGAACCCAGUGACUCAGAAAAUGCUCAAAAAGGUUUUGGUGAGAUUUCAAAACAUUUAAACACAAGAGAUGGAAAAGUCUCGGCAUCAGACAGUGGAAUAGAGGUGGAAACCUGUAAAAGUUGUGAAAGUGCAGAACAAAAGAAGGAUGCAAAAGAUGAAUAUUCGGAAAAGUUCGAAACACAUUUAAAUCCCUUAGAAAAUCAAACUGACACUGCUACAAGCAGUGUAAAUGUUACUGAACAAGAAAUAAAACGAAGCUCGUAUAUAUGUUCAAAUUCCAAAAUAUGUGAUUCUCAAAGACACAGAAAUGUCACAGACCAUUCCAACAUCUGUAGUUGCCAUGAAGGUGAAAAUAGACAGUCAAUAGCAUCAAUAGACAGACUUAGUGAGUCUAACAAAACAAAUGAAUCGACAACGGAUUUGGAUAAAAUCCGUCUGGCGAUACGUCAGAAUUCGCUCGGAACGCCCACAGAACAAAGGUCAUUCCUGGAUGGUUCAGAUAUCAGUUACGAUCUUCCGUCCACCAUUAGCCAACCAGAAGUGACCACUAUGACGAUGAAUGGACGAGAAGUUGUUGUGAUAGAUGCAGACCUUUUUUCACAAAUCAUUGAUGAAAUCCAGAAUUUAAAGAUGAAACUCAGCCAGUUAACAGAAGUCAUUCAGGAUGCUGAGGAUGAAGAUGUAGAGGGUAGAACAGCAGCCAUUUCAAUACUUUCAUCAUCUGCAUAGUGCAGUCACUAAAGUGCAAUUAUUUAAUGUCUUCAUCUGCCUGUGUUCCAUUUACUAAACUCUUUACAACCCAAGGACAGCUGGUGAUUUAUGUGUGGUUUCUGGCAGGGAUUAGAACAAGAACAGUUGCUGUAAGGAAUAACAUUUUUGACAUGAUACAAAGUGCUGUGCAGAGAGAGACAAGGCAAUGAAACGCUUGUUUUAUCUGUAUGAAGAACUGUAAGAGUGCUACAGUGGAAAAGAGCUUUACUUGGUGUGGAGAGGUUUCAUCUCAUUUGUUCCUGGCUCAGGGAACCAGUAUAUGUCUUGUUCCAGGCAUAGACUUGUUCCUCAGGUUCCUGGCUUAUGAAACCAGUUUUGCCUGGGAACCAGUUUCUGUAUUGUUCUUGGCAUAGACUGGUUCCUGGCUCAGAUAUUUUCCUGCAGGAGACUUUUAUUUAGGGGACUUGUGUCUCAUUUGUGCCUGGCAUAGCAUUGAGUGCUUACAGAAGUAGCUUUCGUAGUAACUAGUUAAUGUUUAAAGUGUGGAGUGUUGCACAAAAAAAGUUAUAUAGAGAGCCAUGACUGCUUAUCUAGUCACACACAUACCGGUAUAUAGUUUUAACUGCUUCAGCUUGUGAAAUAGGUUGGUUAAAUAAAAUAAAAAAUUUCCUGACAUCCUUUCUAAUAUGAUUUGUAUUUAGUAUUUAGAAAAGUUUUAUUUGGAAAAAAAAACAAAACAAAGUAAAUUUUAAAGAAAGCAGCAUCACUGAAGUUGACAAAUUGAUCACUUAGGCUGACAAAUUGAUCGCCAUAUGUAAUCAACUUUAAAGCUGACCAUUUAUAAGAAUGUUCAGUUGUGAUCACAAUAAAAGCUGAAUGCAAUUAAUGUAUGAUAAAUAGUUUCCACAGUUAAGGUAGUUCUGCAUGUUUGAUUAACCAAAAGUAAUGGCGUAACUUCAUUUAUCCGGAUAACAUAUAAUAAAGCAUGGACUCUGUAUACGGAUAUGAAAAUCAUUUUAUGAAUAAAUGGAAACCUGUGAGUAAAUUUAUAAAACGGCAAUGUUUCUGUCUUUCUGAAGAGAAGAUAAGAUAAUAAAAUGUUCGACACUAAAUAAUUCAAAAUAGUGUCAUAAAAAAGCGUGUAAUAUGCGGAUCUCUUUAAUCAUGUGUAAAUAUAGCGUAAACAAACACAUGGACAUAAACAUUUUUUUCCAUACUUAUUUAUGAUUGUGAGAAAUUUCAUCAAAAUCACCAUUGUAGGAAAAUUUCUAUCCACGAAAAUGUUAUAAAAUUAGUAAUUUUCCCAUAGACACCCAUUAUGAAAACUUGUCUGAGGUUCAAAUUUUUCAAAUCAGUCUAGCAAGAAAUCAAGCACACAACCCUAUCAUUUUUAUUUACCAGAUUUUCUAGGUGUGUUCUGAAGUUCUGAAAAUUCAGAGUUAUAUCAAAUUCUACAUCGUAGAAAAAAAAUUGAUCUGAACAUGAGAACUACCUUAUUUGGAACAAGAAAAGGUCAGCCUCUAAAGAAUUGCUUGAAUUUUUUUAACCAAAGCUACAAAAUGUCACACACCCGUUAUAGAAGCAUAUUUAACUCAAUUACCAGUAUGUUUUCUUUUGCAGUUUGCAGACUUUACAUUGAAACUUAAUCUGAUUUAUUACUUGAUAAAUAAAAAUUAUAGUUAGAGUUUUAGGAGACAACAGACAUAUAUUUCUGUAAUUGUUUUUACAACUAUGGAACAGAGUACUGGCAUGUAUGAACAUGGUGUUGCCAUGUAUGCACAAUUUUUGAAGUGUUUUGAAAAUCCUCUCGCUGUGUAAAAAAAUGCUGAUUUGAUAAAUUUCUUCAACAUUAAUUGAAACUGUUUACAUACAAAAAGGAUUUGUUAGUUGUAUUUCUUUUGGAUAAUACACCUGGUAGUAGUUUUAAUUGUGCUGAAAGUUCCGUUCUUCACACACACAAAAUGUAUAACUUUCAGUGUCAGAAAUUUGAACAGUUUGAUUUUUACUAUGAAACAGAGCUGCAUGCAUAUUUAAGUAGUAAUAUAAAAGCUGAUUUUUUACUAGCAGUGAAAGUGUGCAAAAAUAUUUUACCAAAAUUAGAAUAAUUUGACAGCUGAGUGUCCUUAUUAACCUUUAGCCUAUUGGUGGCAAGUGAUUCUGUGUUUGCGACCAGCGCAGACCAAGAUCAGCCUGCACUUUAUGGUCUGCACUGUUCCCUAUUUAUUCAGUCAGUAAAUUUUCAGUGCAGGCUCCUUUGAAUGAUAAAUGGUACUGCCCAAAUUGAUUGAUGGACCUGUCUAUAAAAUUUAGCAGGCUAAAGGUUAAUGGACACAAUUCAAAAUGGCAUUCCACAGCUGCAAUAAGGAGUUUUAUAUGUAACAUUACAGCCAUAUAAAACUGAACAUUUCACUGUGAAAUCCCCAAUUUCUAUAUACAUAAUGUAAAAAGUAUUAAAUCCUGGACAGUUUCAUGAAAAACUGAUAUUAGAUUGAACAUUGCAAGCAAUAUGUAUUCAUAUGCAAUUACUACGCAAAAUUUGGUUGUAUUUAAAGGAUGUGAUUGAAAUUAUAACAGUUUUCUGUCAGUAAUUAUUUGUAUAUGUUGCAAAAUUUUUAAUGAAUUUUUAACUUAAAUACAAAAAUUAUUUUUUGUUGAUGGACAAAAUGGCCUGAACAAAAGAUAGGUCAUAGCAUACUAAAUUAUUUUUCACAAUUUGUAUAAACCCAAUUUAUUUAUUACACUUUGUAUUCAUUUUAUAAAUUUACAUUUUAAGUGAGCCUAGUCAUAUUAGAAGGGUACAUAUAUCUGUACUGUUGUAUAAUAUGCAUCUCUGUAUGAGGGUUGUCCAUAAAGAGACUACAAGGGAACUUUGUAUUCACCAGGACAAGGUUGUGACAUGAUAGUGCUGUGUAUUUAUUGUUAUUCUGCGAUUUAUAUUAGGUUACCUCUGUUUCUACAUAUUUGGCACAAUUUAAUAUCCGUUUACAUUGAAAUCAAAUUAACUAGUUGAAAUGAAAUUUAUAUAAUUUAAUGAAUGCUAUAGGGUUGGUUAUCAUGACAUAUAUUUAUAUCGAGGUAUAUCAUGAAAUUUGGACAAAACCAUACUUUUCACGUCUGAGUCAACAGAUUUUUAUCUUGAUUUAAGAUGAAUGUAUUCUUCUUUUUCAAUCUUUUCCAGUUUGAUUUGAUAAGCUGAACUAUAGAUCUUGCUCUGUGUCAACAAUGUAUAGUCUGUUGAUAUGACAUAAACUUGGCAAAUUACGAUUUUUUUGAUGUUGGGCAAAAAUAUUUCCUAUCUCUGCAACAUACUUACAAUAAUAUUUUAUAUUGGAACAUAUCCGAGUGCACACAAGUCAUAUUGCUCAUGUUCUGCGGUCAACAGAAUUACUGGUAAAGCCAGUACAUAGUUAAUACUGUGCAUUAGUAAAACAGGCUUAAUUUAUUCCCAUAAUUAAAAACACAUAAAUUGAUAAUGAAUUCAUGUAUUUUCAUCAGUUACAUGGCAAACAGUUUUAAAUUGGCUCCAUGUUUACAGGCUGCUUGUCUUGCAUAUCAGCUUUUAUUUUUCCACAUAUUGUACCCCAAUUAUUUUCCAAGUAGAAGAAAUGGAAAGGGCAAGGGAACAUACAUUUUCACAAGUCAAAUAGUUUGCAAACUGCUAAUUCCAGACAUUUCGCAAGGGAAAUAUUCGGGUAUUGCUGAAAAUUGAAGUGCCAAAGCCAAAUGUUUUUAUCUUUACUUGACUGUAAUGACAUGUAUUGGUGAACCUGGAAAUAUAGGCGGGCUGAUAUUUUCACAAUUUCUUGAAUUUGCAAAAUUCACGAAUAUUUCCUUGCGAACUUUUCCCACUUACACAGUACUUACCCAGUCUUAGAAUGUUAAGAAGUGGUGAUCCCUGUAUGUUGUUAAUUCCUCUAAAAGUGUAUAGAUCUGAUAUUGACAUAAUAAUGAGCCGCGCCAUGAGAAAAUCAACAUAGUGGGUUUGCGACCAGCAUGGAUCCAGACCAGCCUGCGCAUCCACGCAGUCUGGUCAGGAUCCAUGCUAUUCGUUUUCAAAGCCUAUUGCAAUUAGAGAACUCGUUAGUGAACAGCAUGGAUCCUGACCAGACUGUGCGUAAGCUGGUCGCAAACCCACUAUGUUGGUUUUUUCAUGGUGUGGCUCAUUAUAUGAGCUAACCUACAUUAUUUGUAAUAUAUCAGUCUUAAAUAUUUUACCAAUUAAGACAGUUUAUGGCAUUGAUCCGAGGCAUAGUAUCAGCCAACAUCAAUAUCUUACAUGAUAAAACCAUGCAAAUUAUACAAUAACAGCUGCUUGACAUGUACAUUAUGUAGAAAUUUUAUAGUAUAGUCUUAUUGAAUAUCUUGCUGGUCAUUAGUCAGAACUAUUGCCCAAGUUUGAAGGACUAAGGGCAAUUAUUUUGAUUAUUGACCAGGAAGCUGUUCAGUAAGUGUAUUUUACAUGCAGUCAGAGAUGAAUUUUCACAAUAUUUUUCUUCAAGUUUUGGCUAUUGGCUAUAGCCUAGAAAAAAUUUAGUGUUGAACUGUAGACUGGUAAAAAGCACAAACUAUGGACUGGUGAUUCAUAUAAGGAGUCAUGUAAUAUAAGCUUACAAUGAUAUAGCGGCUAGUGUCGACUGAUUUUCUCGGUGCAAUGACAGUGAAUUAAUUUGAAAGGUUGUGUAUCGAAUCAUAUAAGUACAUAGCUUAAGCUUUAAUGAUAAAUUAUUUUUUAUAGAUAUAUAUAAAACUGCAACUUAACAUGUAGGCUUCAACACUGCUUUAUAAUUUCAAACAGUGGACAGUUAACCUAUUCUGUACUAGUACUAACCUGUUCUCUGCAAGUACUUAAACUGCCAACCCAUCUUCUCUACACGAAUCAGAGGUGGAAGACAAAAUGACUCCUGCUACAGGGUCUUUUAUCAAAAUGUCAAGGACAUAAGCCUUACCAGGGGAUCAAACUCACUGCUCUGCAUUCAGUAGACCAGUGCUCUCCCUGCUGAGCUCAGCUUGCGGGCUCUUUCAGAUAGAUAUACAUCUUUAUUUAUAAGCAACUGUUGUGAAAUAAGAUUUUUAACAUUAUCAUUUCUAUAACAUUGUUGCAUGAUGCACUUGUUUUGACAAUAAGGGGUUAAAUGAGUUGUGCCAUGGGAAAACCAACAUAGUGGAUUUGCGACCUGCAUGGAUCCAGACCAGCCUGCGCAUCCGCGCAGUCUGGUCAGGAUCCAUGCUGUUCGCUAACAGUUUCUCUAAUAGCAAAAGGCUUUGAAAGCGUAAAGCAUGGAUCCUGACCAGACUGCGCGGAUGCGCAGGGUGUUCUGGAUCCAUGCUGGUUGCAAAGCCAUUGUUGGUUUUCCCAUGGCACGGCUCAAAUACUUUUUGUAGGGGCACAAUAUACUCGAGUUGUGAUAUCAAUAUUAUUUGCAGGAAAUACAUUUUUGACUAUUUUACAGCAUUUUCAUUAUUUUCUUUUAACAUUUUGGACAACCCUCAGUCUUCUUUCUGUCUUUCCCAUAUGGCUCUGGGAGACAACUUUUGUAUGAAAAAUAUUGGAAGCACUUUCUUACACUUGCUUAAUCGUAAGAGAGAACUAGGAUCUGAACACUUGGUUUUGCUGCCAAACAGGUAUGAACAUUUUUAUUACAUACCAGAUAUUUUUAUUUCAAUGUAAAUGAGAUGUGAAACCAAAAUGUUUUGUCCUGUUUGGUAUAUGUUGGUGCACCAUAAACCGGAAUAAAAAAAAUGAUGUCUCAAACUUGACUAUCAAGGAUUUAAUCUAUGAAUAUGGUAGAACAAAAAGAUUGUUUACUGAAUAAAUGGUUGAUAGUUGUUACAUUAUUCAUAUGUCUUGUAAAACUUGUUCAGCCUUAAGUUACAGGUCCCAUUUGGAUUCCUUGGUUAGAAAGUGUGUUGAUUUAGUAAAUUUAACUCCAUUGUAGCUUGUCAGAUAUUUUACCUUACAGUAUACUUCAGUUACAUACCUCUUUAGCAUUUUGCACAUACAUAGUGGCCUUAAAAUGUACAUGGCUAAGGGGGAUUAUACUGUGCAUGGCAAGUUUUCUUUAUAUGUCAUACAUUUAGUUUCACACAAAUUACAGGAAGAUUUUGAUAAUUGGCAUAGGUUAAAUAAAAAGGUCAAUUACUCUUUAAGUCUUAUUAUAAGAUGUAUAGCAUUUCAUAUACCAGUAACAUGUUAUAGCUCUCAGAAGAUUGUUAAUUUUAUAUAGAACGUAUAGCAAAUUUAUUUACUACUGUACAGCCUAUACCAGUAAAUAAUAAGUCUUCUCUUUCUUGAUAAGCUUUUAUAUAACCAACACAGAAAAGCUACAGUAAGGUACAUCAUUAGCCAUGAUUGUUCUUUGAAGUUCAUUUUGUUUCUGGAAAUAACGAGUGACAGUCCCAGAUACUAGGUCAAUAUAAAGUCCAUUUAAUAUCCCCUAGUUUACAGGGACCAAAAUUUAAUGUCACUAUAGCAUUUCUUAUAUGUCAGUAUUUUACAAAGUCAUGUUGUUUAUACAGUAUGAGGUUGUGACACAUCAGUCCUUGUAAGAGUUCAUAAUUUGCCAUGUAAUCUGCAUAAUGCAUAACUUUUUGGACAGUCAUAAGGUUUUAAUAUGGUCAACCUCAAGGAUCAAAAGUUGAAUCUGUUGUGCAGAUCUUGCAGAUUAAAACUGUAACUGUCUCUUACUUAGAUCAGAUACCAUAUUUUGUUGAAUAAGCCUAAAAUCAGUGCACUUAAUUGCAUAACACGGUAGAACUUGAAUGACCAGGCAAUACAAAAUUAAAAGUAACUUUUAUAGCUUUUAUUCUAACAUCCCAGACAUUAAUUCUUAUGCUUCUUUUUGAAGAGGAGAUGUAUAGUGUUUUGUCCAUGUCAGUCAGUCUGUAGAAUGGUAGAGUAUUUGGUUUCCAGUCAUUUGAAAAAAGUUUAGUGUACAGUGGUCAGACUUCAUAUACGACAGUUGCUUUUUGUCUGUAGUUGACCACUGUUGUUUUGUAAUCAGCAGGUCAAGGUCAAAGUCACAGUGACCUUUUGACCCAAAACAGCUUUUGCACAAUAACUGGAGAACACUUGGGCCAAUUAAAACCAAAUUACAUUGGAUGAUUGCCUGAGAUCAGAUAAACGUUCGUAAGGUCAUAAAGCAAGGUGACCUCAAUACUUAGAAUAAUUUUGUUUCAAUAACUGGAGAAUAUUUAGACCUAGGAUUAUUAACAUUCAUAUUGAGACAAUUGGCUGUGGUUAGUUUCUGACCUCUGUCAUUUUUGAUGUCAGAGGUCAAGGUCAUAGUGGCCUUGAGACUUAAAAUUUGUGUCAGUUUGCUUGGACAUAUAACUGUCAAACUUGUCCAUGGCAAAUAGAUGAGGCCCAGUGAUUUUGCAAUGUCAAGAUCAUAGCAUGCUUAAAACCGAAAAUUACACAUCCAGCUUCUGCUAGUGGGCCAUCAGGGGUGGCAUAUUUGUUUUAAAUGAGUUAAGAUUUGCUGGAAAACUUCCCAUAGUAGAACUUAAUGUAUAAUUUGAUUUUCAGUUGUUUACACAUUUAAAAAGUUGCUCAAAUGUAAAAUUGUAUUAAACAGUUUAUCAGGAUCUGGGGUUUCAUUUGAGAAAGUUUCUGAACUAAUGCCCUGGGACCCAUAUUCGUAAACAUUUAAGAAAAUAUGCAAAUAUUACUUCUUUCGGUACUUUUUUACACCUGAUACAUAAUUCUGUGAAACAUUUUGGAAAUGUAAAUUUUAAAACUAUAAAAAAGUUAUGCAAAAUAUAAAUUCAUUUUAAAUUAAGUUACAGUAAUAUUAGUGUUUUGCAUUUUUGUUGGUCUGAAAUUAACGUUUGGAACUUUUCUAAGCCAGGAUUUUGCUACUUUAAUUCCAUUCAGUUGUCAGAUUGAUAUGGAAACAUUUCAGUUGUUUUAUAUAUGCUGAUUAUUGAAAUUGCAAUAUCCAAAACAUAUUUAAUGUAUUUAAACUUAUACAUUAUUACUGGAAACUGCUCUUGUUUGAAAACAACUGAUGGUUGGAUCAAACUUACUAUGAUGUUUUGAAAUAAAAAAUACUUCAUUUAAAUAUGCUGGUAUUGUAACAAUAUUUUACCAGAUGAAUACAUAUGAGCCGUGCAUGAGAAAACCAACAUAGUGAGUUUGUGACCAGCAUGGAUCCAGACCGGCCUGCACAUCCGCACAGUCUGGUCAGGAUCCAUGCUGUUCGCUGAUGAUUUCUCUAAUUAUCCCCCAGCCAAAGGCGAAGGGGAUAUUAGAAAUGCUCUCCGUGUGUCCGUCCAUCCGCAACGAUCUUUGUCCGGAGCAUAACUCCAAAAGUACUGGAGGGAUUUUCUUCAAACUUCAUACACUGAUAGAACACAUUGGGAGGAAGUGCAGUGUGCAAGAACAGUAACUCUACCUUGCCUAUUUUUUGAGUUAUUCCCCUUAGUCAUAUUAUACGCUGUUUGAAAAAGGGACGUAUUAUGGGAACGCCCCAGGCGGGCGGAUGGGCGGGCGGGCGGCGUCCACAGACCUUGUCCGGAGCAUAUCUUCUACAUGCAUGGAGGGAUUUUGAUGAAACUUGGCACAGUUGUUCACCAUCAUGAGACGGAGUGUCAUGCGCAAGAACCAGGUCCCUAGGUCAAAGGUCAAGGUCACACUUAGAGGUUAAAGGUCAAAUUCAAGAAUGACUUUGUCCGGAGCAUAUCUUCUACAUGCAUGGAGGGAUUUUGAUAAAACUUGGCACAGUUGUUCACCAUUAUGAGACGGAGUGUCAUGCGCAAGAACCAGGUCCCUAGGUCUAAGGUCAAGGUCACACGUAGAGGUCAAAGGAUACAAGAAUGAAAACUUUGUCCGGAGCAUUUCUUCUUCAUGCAUAGAAGGAUUUUGAUAUAACGUGUCACAAAUGUUCACCACCAUGAGGCGGAGUGUCAUGCGCAAGAACCAGGUCCCUAGGUCUAAGGUCAAGGUCACACUUAGAGGUCAAAGGAUACAAGAAUGAAAACCUUGUCCGGAGCAUUUCUUCUUCAUGCACAGAGGGAUUUUGAUAUAACUUGGCACAAAUGUUCACCACCACGAGACGAAGUGUCGUGCGCAAGAACCAGCUCCUAGGUCUAAGGUCAAGGUCACACUUAGAGGCCAAAAGUCGGAUACAAGAAUGACUUUGUCCGAAGCAUUUCUUCUUCAUGCAUGGAGGGAUUUUGAUGUAACUUGGCGCAAUUAUAUACCAUCAUGAGAGGAAGUGUCAUGCACAGUUCCUUUCUUUAGAAUUACUUCCCUUUGUUGUUACUAUAAAUAGCUUUUAUUGUAACUUUUUCAUUACUAGUCGUAGGGAAAUAUUGAGACCAUUUUUCUGUAGUACAACAUGCAUGCUACAUCCAAUUUUGAGGUGUAUUUUGACCAAUCUCUACCUGGUAAAGAUUUUUGUGUGGACUUACAUUUUUGUUUUUUUAUGCCCCCGAAGGGAGGCAUAUAGUUUUUGAACCGUCUGUCAGUCUGUCGGUGUGUCCGCAAUUUUCGUGUCCGGUCCAUAUCUUUGUCAUCGAUGGAUGGAUUUUCAAAUAACUUGGCAUGAAUGUGUUCCACAGUAAGACGACGUGUCGCGCACAAGACCCAGGUCCGUAGCUCAAAGGUCAAGGUCACACUUGGACGUUAAAGGAUAGUGCAUUGAUGGGCGUGUCCGACCCAUAUCUUUGUCAUCGAUGAUGGAUUUUCAAAUAACUUGGCAUGAAUGUGUACCACAGUAAGACGACGUGUCAUGCGCAAGACCCAGGUUCAUAGCUCAAAGCUCAAGGUCACACUUAGACAUUAAAGGAUAGUGCAUUGAUGGGCGUGUCCGGUCCAUAUCUUUGUCAUCGAUGGAUGGAUUUUCAAAUAACUUGGCAUGAAUGUGUACCACAGUAAGACAAUGUGUCACACGCAAGACCCAGGUCCAUAGCUCAAAGGUCAAGGUCACACUUAGACGUUAAAGGUCAUUUUUCAUGAUAGUGCAUUGAUGGGCAUGUCCGGUCCAUAUCUUUGUCAUUCAUGCAUGGAUUUUAAAAUAACUAUGCAUGAAUGUGUGACACAGUAAGACGACGUGUCGCGCGCAAGACCCAGCUCCGUAGGUCAAAGGUCCUAAACUCUAACAUCGGCUAUAACUAUUCAUUCAAAGUGCCAUAGGGGGCAUGUGUCAUCCUGUGGAGACAACUCUUGUUUUUUUUUGUUUUAAAUGUUAACUUCCCUUAGUUGUUACUAUAAAUAACUUAUAUUUUAACAUUUUUAUAAUUGACCAUAGGGAAAAAACAAGACCACUUUUCUGUGGUACAACAUGGAUGUUACUUUCCAAUUUUAGGUGUAUUUUUAGAUAUCUCUACCUGGUAAGGAGUUUUUUUGUGGACUUAGAAAAAUAAAAGAAUUACAAUAAUUUCAAUAAAAAACAUUGUAAACAACUACAAAAUUAAAAUUCCAUUUGCAAAUACAGGUGCUAGUGUAAAGAAAUUUGCUGUGACGGGCGUAUAUUGUGACAUUCUGGCACUCUUGUUCCCUGUUAGCUUUUCAUUCCUUCUUUUUACAGUAGCCAUAUAGAAAAACAUCGUAGCUAUACUGUUCAUGAAAAUUAAUAAAAUUUAGCAGUAAACCACCUCACCACUGAAUAAUUCUUUCUUCCACAUCUUUAAAACCCCUGAUGUGGACCACGACUAAACGGUUCUUCAAAGCUUUCCCCAAAAUAAUACUUUCAGACACUAACUUGCCAGGAACUUUAGCCUUCAAUUAUAAUAUGCCCGGCGGGGGGAUUGGCCAUGUCUAACAUGGCUCUUGUUACAAUAGGCUUUGAAAGCGAUCCUGACCAGACUGUGCAGAUGCGCAGGCUGGUCUUGAUCCAUGCUGGUCACAUAUGUUGGUUUUCUCAUGGCGCGGCUCAAUAUGCAUAUUGAAAUGUACCCCAUACAACUACUUAAUUUAGGCACAGUAUAUUGAAUUUGAGUCUUUACAUCUUUCAGACAUAAUGUUUCUCAAAUUUUGUAAAAUUUAGAAUUUUUUUUAUAUUUUUUUAUAAUCAGUAAUGGCUACCAUUUUGGGCCUGUAAACACAUUUCUACUUUAGUAUUUGCUUAAACUAUGAUUUCUUCAUAUCAAAAUUUACGUUGUAUAAUAUUAUUUCCCUAUUCUUAAGUUAAGAAGUUAUUUUAUUCCUGAAUUUUUGCACUUUGCCUGUAAAAUAUUUACAUAUCUGUCACCUUUCAGUAUUUCUGAAAAUUUAUAUGCAAAACUUUUGUUUAAAUGUUGUUCAUAUUUCAAGGUCAUUACAGAGUUCACGGUCAUUACAUGUACAAAGUUCAAGGUCAUUACAGUAUUCGUUCUAUCUCAUACACAUUUCUAUUGUGUUGUAAUUCGCUGAUCAUGAUGUCUAUUUUGUAAAAAUGUCAGAUUGGAAAUAAAAAGAGGGAAUUAUA